GCGGAUUACGCGAUCAACGUCACCGCGUGAUAUGAAACUAGUUAACUACAUGUAGCUUGCAAGAAAACACAGCACCGUAAGCAGUCCGACCAAGGCAAGAACACGUCUUUGAUAGGCCUAUCAUUUAAUAUAAAAAGGUCAUAUCACCACGAAUUCAUCAUGCUUGUGACAUCGAUAGUAUUUCGGCAGAUUUUCUUAAGUUUCACUUUGUAUGGCACUGUUUGGUGCUCCGACGAUGCGAACUCAAAAAAAGGUAGCCGUGUUGGGCUCGACCUUGGAGUUGGAGCGGAUCUUCAACAAGUAUGGCCCCGGAAGCUUCCCGUGGCCGUGAACAUUUCCACCAGAAGACGUACGGCUGCUGGAAACUGUCCAUGCUCCGAUCCUUCUUGGUGCGAUACAAUAAAAACAACACGAAGCAAAGAGAUCUAUCUUUUCUCUGUGUCCUCACACAAUUGGCAACAUUAUGACUGGGAUCACAUCACAACGAUCGCUAUGUUUGGCUACUAUGAUCCUAAACUCAUGUGCUUUGCUCAUUCAAAGGGUGUAAGGGUGGUUGUUCUAGGUGGAUUUGGUGCUGACCUUCUGACCAAUGUUACUGCUCAAGUUGAAUGGGUGAUGUCAAAGGUCAAUUAUGCGAUUGACAAUCAUAUGGAUGGAAUCAAUCUGGACAUUGAGUUCCCGUUGACCAAGGAAGAAGCUCCGUUACUGAACAGUAUGGUUCAGAUGACCACCAAGGUUUUCAAGCAAUCCAUUCCUUACUCUCAGGUAACAUUCGAUGUUGCCUGGUCACCAAACUGCAUUGAUCUGCGUUGCUAUGACUACAAAGCCAUCGCUGAUGCGGUAGACUUUGUGUUUGUCAUGUCGUAUGAUGAGCAGAGCCAAAUCUUUGGCGACUGCAUCGCGAAAGCUAACUCACCAUAUCACCAAACAGCACAAGGUGUUGAAGCAUUUCUCAAGCUUGGUAUCCCUGCUAAGAAGAUGGUUCUAGGUGUUCCUUGGUAUGGCUACAACUACAAGUGUUUGAUUGUAUCCGAGUCAGAUGUUUGUUCCAUACCUGAGGUACCUUUCCGUGGGGUCAACUGCAGCGAUGCAGCCGGCAGUCAGAAGGGCUUCAGUGAUGUCAUGAAACUCCUUGCCAAUAACUCCACGAAAGGCAGAAAAUGGAAUCCCAUUUACAAGGCUCCCUACUUCGACUAUAUGGACUCGGAGAAAGGCGAUACGUAUCAGGUUUGGUAUGACGAUACCACGAGCCUUCAGCUGCGCUAUGACUAUGCCAAGGAAACGGGCCUUCUAGGAGUGGGACCUUGGAAUGCAGAUCUCCUGGAUUACAGUGAUGACCCUAUCGGCAAGAACCAGACUGCUGCUAUGUGGAGUGCUAUGGCAAGCUUCCUUGAUCAAUAAGAAAGUGUCAGGAAAGUGUAAGGUUUAGGUGAAUAGGGAGUAUUGAAUUGAGAUAUUGACAUCUGUGACCUUUGACCUCAGAUAUAGAUGUCAUGGACUAAAGUGAUGACCCUAUCUUGAUUACCAUAUCAGUAACAACCAGACUGCUGUUAUGUGGGGUGCUAUGGCAAGCUUCCUUGAUCGAUAAUGCAAGACACCUUGACUGAAGGAAGUGUAAGGUUUAGGUGAAUAGGGAGUAUUACAAUGAGAUAUUGACAUCUGUGACCUUUGACCUCAGAUAUAGAUGUCAUGGUCUGAAGUGAUGACCCUAUUGUGAUUACCAUAUCAGUAACAACCAGACUUCUUCUAUGUGGGGUACUAUGGAAAGCUUCCUUGAUAGGUAAUUCAGACACCCAUCUACAUUUGAGAGGCCAAGGUAUAAGGUUUAGGUAAAUAUGGAGUAUUACCAAGUAAUAUUGACCUUUAUGACUUUUAACCUCAGGUACUGAUCUCAUCUGACUGUAUUGAUUACCCUAUCAGUAGGAACCAGACUCCUGCUAUGUGGGGUACUAUGGCAAGCUUCCUUGGUAAAUAACUCAAGACACCUAAAAGUAAGGUUAAGGUGUAUACAAGGCUCGACAUUAGCGGUGGCCCAGGGCCACCAGAAAUUCACCUCGGGCAACCAUUAUUGAAAAAAUGUUAAGUUUUGGUGGCCCGAAUCGGGCAACCAGUAAUUUUCAAAGUAGCGCAAUUUUUCUCCCGAUUUUGCACGCAUUUAUCAACUUUCUACAGUUCAAAUUGCAAGCCAAUUCGUCAUGCGCCCUUUUUGUUAAUAUACACACACACACAAAGUUUGCAUAGUCAUGACAGUAUGUAGGCCUACCGCUAUAGCAUAUACAGUAAUUAUUAUCCAGCCGGCCGUGCUGGCCGUCUGGCGUGAGCUUUGCAUGCAUGAAACCACUGCAGCUAGCUGUGCGCUAGCAGUCUAUUCAGACUUAGGGAGCUGCGAUACGAAAUGUUGCUGCUAAGAAAUCUUCCACAGAACUUUGAAAAUCUACGUCAAAGUCACAUUUUACACCAAUGAAAUGCCCUUCUACAGUCCAUAUUACUAAAAUCUGGUGUAACCUGUUUAUUUGCAAGCAUUAAAAAGAAGAAUUAUGACCUCUCUUUUGACUCAAAAAGACCGAUUUCCAAAUGCAUUAAUACACAUAAAACACAUACAUCACAGUCCCACGUGUGCAUUUGUAUGUAUGUUGAUACUUGGUUUCUUUCGAAGCUGUGUCUUUUCUAGCCAAAAAUAAUUAGACAGUUUCUUUCUUUCAUGUUUAUAAAUGACUUCUUAAACCACUCUUGAGGAAGUAAAUACUUUGGGAAGGCAUUUCAUUGAUAUGAAAUGUGAAUUUUUCCAGCAUUUUGGCAAAUAUAGGGAAGGACUUUUCUCACACUGUUUUUUCCAGUUGCUGUUUUCUUAUUUUUUUUCUUUCACCUUUUUAUAGUGGUUAAACCAUUUAUACCCCUUUCCAUUGAAUAUGCCUGAUUAAAGAAUAAAUAUUUCUACUUAAAACUAAUAGUAAUAAUAAUAAAAAUUUUCCCCAUUUUUAUUAAUUUUGUUUUAUUCAUUUUUCUUUCAUUUUCUUUUGUUUUUUGUUUUUCUCUAAAUUGUUUUUUCUUUUUUCCCGUUCUUUGUUUUUUCUUUCUCCAUUUCCUUUCUUUUGUUUUAUUUCACUAUUUUAUUAUUUUUGUUUUCUUUUUUUAAUAUCCUAUUCUAGUAAAAUAACAGCAAACAAGAUUUACAUACAAGAUGUACAAAGUGAAAGUAACUUAGUGGUAGUGGCUGCAGGAUUGAUAUUUUUAAUUUAUGUUUUCUUUAUAUUUUUCGGGCCACCAAAAAAAAUGAUUUGAAGGUUUCGGUGGCCCGAAUGGGCCACCACCAAAAAAAGUUAAUGUGGAGCAUUGGUGUAUAUAAAGUAUUACCAAGAAAUAUUGACCUGUGUGACCUUUGACCUCAGAUACUGAUCUCCAAUGAUCACAAUGAUAAUCAUGUCAGCAAGAACCAAACUGCUGCUAUGUGGGGAUAAUAUGGCAAGCUUCCUUGAUAGGUGAUUUAGACACCCAAUAAAAUUUGAGAGACCAAGGUGUAAGGUUUAGGUUAAUAUGGAGUAUUACCAGUUAAUAUUGACCUCUAUGACUUUUAACCUCAGGUACUGAUCUCAUCUGACUGUAUUGAUUACCCUAUCAGUAAGAACCAAACUGCUGCUAUGUGGGUACUCUGGUACGCUUCCUUGAUAGGUGAUUUAGACACCCAAUAAAAUUUGAGAGACCAAGGUGUAAGGUUUAGGUUAAUAUGGAGUAUUACCAGUUAAUAUUGACCUCUAUGACUUUUAACCUCGGGUACUGAUCUCAUCUGACUGUAUUGAUUACCCUAUCAGUAGGAACCAAACUGCUGCUAUGUGGGUACUCUGGUACGCUUUCUUGAUAGGUGAUUCAGACACCCAACUACAUUUGAAAGACCAAGGUGUAAGGUUUAGGUGAAUAUGAAGUAAGACCAAAGAUGAUAGAGUGCCGCAAAGCGGCGCAAGAUGGUUCACUCUCCGAAAAGAACGUUUUCAAGAGAGCUUUGAUUCUGAUAAGGGUUCCCUUCUGAUAUCAUGAAAAAGAGAGAACAUUUAACAAUACCUCUGUUUAAUAACACAUUUGUACAUAUAGUAUUUUAUCUGGGCAAUCAAAGCAUCAGUCAUUAGUCAGGGUCAGACAAUGCAAUUUCAAAUCACAAACACUUAACCCUUGAAUGGCCAUAGUUAGUGUAAGUUAUUUUCGGUUUAGUGAAAAUUUAUGUUGGCCUUGCUUAUUCAAACUCAGAUUUUCAUUGAAAUUAAUGAAUAUCAGCUAAGUAGAGAAUAGUUACCAACUGCUUCCUGAGCCUCCUUUUCUAGUUGACUUCGGAAUGUCCUUACAUCAACUUUUGACAGAAGUUGAUCUAGGAAAAAAAUUGUGAGAACUUUGUCAACUUAUUAACAAUAUAAGAUUGUUUUAGUAUGAUUCUAUUAGAGAUGGACUCUCAUUGAUUAGUAAUUCAUGAACUUUUUACUGUCAUAGUUCUCUGAAUAACAUUCUCAUCAUAUUUGUCUACUUUGGUUCGACGGUGUUACAUCGUUAAUUAGGCCAUUAGUUGAAAGAAGCAGUUCGUGAUUAGACGUUGAAAUUUCACAAAAUAUAUGCGCAGAAGAUUAAAUCUUCUACCUUUGGUCAUCUUAUUCCAUGUGUUUUAUUAUGGAAAAUGUAUAUAUUUUCAGAUACAUGUAGAGGCAAUAUGGUGAUCUAUUAAUUAAAUUUAUAGCUUGGUAUUCACUUCAAUGUCAAAACAUCUACAUUUUGUGCUUAGCCGGUGAUGAAUGACCAUGUUUAUUUUUGCAGGAGUUUAUUAUUUAGGAUUGUGUUUGUGGCAGUUAUCCUUGUUGUUUUUAUAUCUUCGUAGCGACUAUUUUAUUUAUAAAUUUAAAUUCAUUGAUAUUGAUAUUUUAAGUUAAGAUGAAGUGAUAUCAAGUAGACCUAUGUUAUUCUAUUAUAAUUGAUCUUAAACCUUUUUGUUCAUACUCACUCUUUUAUCCGCUUCUGUUUUAUGUAAGCACCCAAUGGAUAGGGUCAAAUGGUCUUCAUUGACUACAGUAAUUCAGUUAACUUUAUUUGACCCUGGCAGUCCAGUGGGUGCUCAAUCUAUACUCUGUUAUGUUUAUUAUGUGUUGUACUUCACUGUACCAAUUUCUAUACUUUUCACUGCCGGAAUAAAUAAUAAU
Lytechinus pictus (painted urchin) is the source of this 5174-nucleotide messenger RNA. RefSeq names its product di-N-acetylchitobiase-like. Lineage: Eukaryota; Metazoa; Echinodermata; Echinoidea; Temnopleuroida; Toxopneustidae. Gene Ontology annotation, molecular function: hydrolase activity, hydrolyzing O-glycosyl compounds; chitin binding. The record is from RefSeq and is a predicted model, not a curated record. The transcript has 7 exons. Gene Ontology annotation, biological process: oligosaccharide catabolic process. Bases 160 to 1401 code for a protein of 413 amino acids.